AUGGCCCGUAGCACGGCUGCAAAAUUGGACACAAUUGCCGACCGUGUGCCUGGCAAGUUCCGGAACCUCAUCCCGAACAUUCAAGACUGGGAGAAGGCAGCUUCGAUCCCGGACUGGAUCUACAAAAAGGCUGCCGACGAUGGUCUUUUAAUGCCAAUUGCUGCUGGACCGGCCAUCCCUACCGAUUGGAGGGGGAAAUAUCCCAUCAUCGGCGACGUGCCGCCAGAAGAGUGGGACGGCUUCCACGAUCUGAUCAUUCACGAUGAGAUAGGGCGCAACGGGGGUAUAGGGCUCGAGAAUGGGUUAUUUGGCGGUACGAAGACACUUGUGAUCCCUGCAGUGCACAAAUUCGGGUCGGCGAAGCUGCAGCAAACUGUUGUGGACGACGUGCUCUCAGGAAAAUCCAGGAUAGCACUGGCCAUAACCGAGCCCGACGCAGGGUCAGACUGGAUCACAGGAGGCAUGUACGCACAGUAUUUCCUCACACUAGUCAAGGAGAGCAGUGGAGAGUUCACUCUGGUAGUGGUGCCGCGCACAAAAGGCGUGUCUACAAGACACAUGGAGAUGUCUGGCUCCACGACGGCUGGCACGGCGUUUGUGGAGUUUGACGACGUCGAGAUCUCGCUCGACAUGGUAGUCGGUGAGCGCGGGAAGGGUUUCAAGUACAUUAUCUCGAAUUUCAACCAUGAGAGGUUGUUUAUUGCAAUGCAGUCGGUUCGGUGUGCACGAGUAUGCCUCGAGGACUCGAUCGAAUACGCCAUGAGUCGGGAAACGUUUGGAAAGAAGCUUGUAGACCAUCCGGUCAUACGAUUCAAGUUUGCCAACAUGAGCAGAGAGACUGAAGCACUACAGUCGUGGAUCGAGAGCCUGCUCUACCAACUCGGGCAUCUCUCCACCACAGAAGGCGAGUUCCUCCUAGCAGGGACCACUGCUCAGAUCAAAGCCCAUAGCGGGAUCGUGCUGGAGCAUGUCGUGCGUGAGGCCAUCCAAAUCAUGGGCGGGAUCGGCCUGACGAGGGGAGCAGGCCGAGGGGAGCGCGUGGAGCGGAUCUGGAGAGACGUCAAGGCCAUCACCGUGCCUGGGGGCAGCGAAGAGGUCAUGCUGGACCUGGCGACCAGGCGUGCGCUCAAAGUCACUGCCGAGCUUCGCAAAUUGGGACCAAAGACGAGACUGUGA
This is a messenger RNA of Diaporthe citri, 1176 nucleotides long. RefSeq lists its product as uncharacterized. The transcript has 10 exons. Bases 1 to 1176 code for a protein of 391 amino acids. The record is from RefSeq and is a predicted model, not a curated record. Gene Ontology annotation, molecular function: flavin adenine dinucleotide binding; oxidoreductase activity, acting on the CH-CH group of donors. Lineage: Eukaryota; Fungi; Ascomycota; Sordariomycetes; Diaporthales; Diaporthaceae.